AUGGAUGUCUGGGUCAGACAGUUAGCAGUGAUGUCUCUGCUCGCUAUGGUUGAUGCUCAUCUGCCGAAGCCGGCACGGGCCCCUCUGGUUCUGCACAGGCCCUUCAUGGUUGUUUGGAAUGCACCAACGGAGCAGUGCAGGCUGCGGUACAAGGUGGACCUGGAUCUCAGUGUUUUUGACAUUGCAUCCAACAUCAAUGAGACUUUGAGUGGAUCCAAUGUGACAAUCUUCUACCACACUCAUUUGGGAUACUAUCCUUACUACUCAGAUAGCGGAGAUCCUGUUAACGGAGGGGUGCCCCAGAAUCAAAGUCUUAUCAAACACCUUAGUAAAGCAAAGUCUGACAUUGACUACUGCAUACCCAUGAAGAAAUUUCAGGGACUUGCAGUCAUUGACUGGGAAAACUGGAGGCCCCAGUGGGACAGGAACUGGGGCAAUAAAAGCAUUUAUAGAAAUAAGUCUCUUGAGAUUGUUUGGAGACGGCAUCCUCGGUGGUCAGAAGAGAAAAUUAGAAAAGUGGCUAAAGAAGAAUUUGAAAAUGCUGGCAGGAGUUUUAUGAACAACACCAUCCUUCUGGCUGAGCAUAUGAGACCAAAUGGUUUGUGGGGUUACUAUCUUUACCCAGACUGCUACAAUUAUGAUUACAAAGAACAUCCCCAAACAUAUACGGGGAAGUGCCCACCCAUCGAGUCUUUCCGCAAUGACCUCCUGCUUUGGCUGUGGAAGCAAAGCACUGCUCUCUACCCUUCUAUAUACCUGGAUUAUAUACUGAAAUCAAGUCCAAAUGCACUAAAAUUUGUUCACUAUCGGGUUAAAGAGGCAAUACGUGUUGCCUCAAUUGCUCGAAAAGACUACGUUUUGCCUGUGUUUGUUUACUCCAGACCAUUUUAUGCCUAUACUUUUCAAGUUUUAACAGAGACAGAUCUGGUCAAUACCAUUGGGGAAAGUGCAGCUUUGGGAGCAGCAGGAGUUGUUCUCUGGGGCAGUAUGAAAUACGCCAGCUCAAAGGAGAGCUGUUUAACUGUGAAACAGUACGUUGAUGGACCCUUAGGACAUUACAUCAUUAACGUGACCUCAGCAGCCAAACUCUGUAGUAAAGUCCUGUGCCAGAAGAAUGGAAGGUGUAUCCGUAAAAUCAGCAACUCUUCUGCUUACCUCCAUUUGUCACCCACUGAUUUUAAGAUCCGAAGCCAUCACUCAGAGAAGGGCCACAGGUUCCAGGUGACUGGUGAACCCAGCCUAGAGAGUAUUGAAGCCAUGAGGCAGAGAUUCGUUUGUCAGUGUUACCAGGGCUGGACAGGAAUAUUUUGUGAAUUGCCUGACCAAAGGCUGUUGGAGCACUGGAUUCAUGUAGUGUUCAGUAGAUCAAGAAAACAAAAGCUUUUUAUCUUCCUCUUAGGAGCCAUACAGCUUUUUCUGCUUUGUUCCACACACUAA
This is a messenger RNA of Pipra filicauda (Wire-tailed manakin), 1437 nucleotides long. Its product is annotated as hyaluronidase-1-like. The record is from RefSeq and is a predicted model, not a curated record. NCBI's taxonomy places the organism in Eukaryota, Metazoa, Chordata, Aves, Passeriformes, Pipridae. Gene Ontology annotation, biological process: hyaluronan catabolic process; carbohydrate metabolic process. The coding region runs from base 1 to 1437 and encodes 478 amino acids. Gene Ontology annotation, molecular function: hyalurononglucosaminidase activity. The transcript is spliced from 3 exons.